AUACGUCAAUAAUAUAAUAACUAUCUCGCCACUACUUCGCGGUGGGUCUCGGAACAGAACUACCGCGAUAGGAGAGGGACCACUGUAUUCAUGUGUCACCCAUGUUUGUUUGUUUUUUCACAUAAUGUUUGUUAUCAGCAUCCUGCCGACAGAUUUAGACUCUGAUUAGAAUUAGCCUCGAAGAAGAUUAUAAACUGAAGGACCACAUGCAGUUCGAUAAAGAUUGAAAACCUCUUUGAGAAAGUACAUUUCUUUAAGACACAUUUCACCCUGAGCUCAGAUUUACCCUUCACCUGAGGAGUCGUUCUUCUCCCAAACAAUGUUUCCUCUUUUUUUUUGUGCCUUUUUUUUGGAGUCUUUUUUUUUUUGGUAUCUCUAUUUGUUCAGUUCAGUGUUGCACAGUGAUCAAGCAGUACAGUGUUGUGUUGUGUCUAACACACACACACACACAUGCUCGAAUAGACCAGAAGAGAGAACAUUCCACAACAGCGAAGAGCUGGGCGGCAUGGACAUCCUGAGGAAACAACACUCACUUCCUGUCAAAUUAAGCCAAGUCCAUGACUGCUCAUAGUGAUAACCACCAACACUGACUGUUUGGUGAGUGGCCGAGGUAGAGCGCCACCUUAGAAUCUGUCACGCCCACUCGCCACUGAACUCCAGAUAUUCAAACCCCACAAACUCAGUCGCAUAAUCCAGGCUUGUCACCAGUCACUUGGUGCCUUCGACCCUCUGGCAGCUCCACCUCGGUGAAAAUCAGACAGAAUGGUUCUCCUACCGCUGCUCACUUCCAUGCUCCUGUCCAGCUACUUCCAUCCUGGGUCAGUGGUGGAUGCACAGAGAUCGUUCACGAUAAGGAACAUCACCCUGUCUGUGGAGCCCAGCGCUGAAGUUCCCCGCGGUACCAAUGUGACCAUCAGAUGUACGGCCGUGGUUAGCAGCUCGGGACAGGAGCCCCUCAACCGAAAGUAUAGCAUAUACCAGGGCAGCAACAACAUCUACACCAAGAACACCAUCACCUCGGAGGAUCUGCUGUACCUGCUGCCUGACGCCAGAGUCUCCAACACUGGGAAAUACAAGUGCGCAAUCAACAUCGAGGGCAAGAACAUGCAGAGUGAUGCUACCAAGCUAACGGUAACAGGUCUAUCAAAACCAACUCUUCACCUCAACAAGGGUGUUGUCAGUGAAGGUGAAGACGUCACAGCUCGCUGCACGGCACCAGGUGAGACGGGCUUCAUUUUUUUCAUCUUGGAUGUAGACUCCAAAAUCAUCGAGGAGAAACUGGUCAACUCCACCGAGGUAGAAUUCAAGCUUCGCUUCAGUAGCGUCGGCUACCACAAAGUGCACUGCACCUAUUCCGUCCUGAUGAUGCCCGACUCCUUCAAGUCCGAGGAGAGCAACACGAUCACUGUUUCGGUCAAAGAGAUGUCCAUCACACCAGUUCUGGAGAUCUACCCUCAGUCCAGGAUCUACGAGGGAGACGUUCUCAGCAUCACAUGCACCAUCAGAAACAUGGCGUUCAAUCCUAGUACUGCUCCGAUCUAUCUAUACCUGAGCCAAGGGACCAGGCUGCUCAGCAGUGGAGAUACCAAAGUCAACUACAGCACGGUGGCACUGGCGGAGGAUCCUAUGGAUUUUGAGUGUAGACUAGAGAUAGGGACUGUAGCAAAAGUCACGACGAAGAUGGUCCCAGUGACCGAGUUGUUUUCAACACCCACCAUCACCAUGUCUCCCACUGUCGUCUUCCAAAGGGAAGACAUGUCACUGACCUGCAAUAGUGAGAAGGUAGCGUCUGAGCGGAUCAACAGGGAGAAUGUGACCUACAGUCUGGAGCCGCCCAACUUUCUGUUGACCUCCACCAAGCCUGGAGUAUUUUCUGGUAAAACCAUGAUGUAUGAGUUCAACUACACCUGUGUGGCUCAGGCCAAAGGCAUCACCAAGUACAGUGCUACACUGAGCGUAAAACCGAAAGUUUUAGUCUCCAUUCCCAAGAUCUCAGUUGUUCAAGGCAGGGCAGUCCUGGGAGAACCGUUUGAGAUCCUCUGUCAUUCCGACAUUGGCAGUUAUCCGAUAAACUACACCUUGCUGUGGGAUUACGAGCCCUUGAACACCACCACCGUCUGGCUGCCCAAAGAGCAGGCUCGCUUCAAAGUCACCAUUCGGCGACCUGAAGAAAUAAACAAGUUCAUGUGUGAGGCCAAGAAUAAUCUCAAAAUAACACAAGACCCGCUCAGCAAGAGGCUCAACGCUACCGUCAUAGUGCCUCUGACGGAGCCCACCUUGACCAUCCUCCCGGAGCUUGCAGAGGUCUCAGAGGGCGAUCAGCUCUACCUCAUAUGUGGCACUAAAGGCUCACCGCCCGUCACUUUCAAGUUCUACCGCGUUGGAGACGAACAGCCGAAGUUCACCACCACCUCCAACAUAAACCACACACACUACCGUGUGAACGAGCUGACCAAAGGACACGGCGGCACGUACUACUGCGAGGCCAUCAACCAGGCCAACAAUGUGUUCAGUGAGAGGGUCACAGUAGAGGUUCAGAUGGCGUUGUGGAAGAAAGCGCUGAUCGGUGGGAUUUGUCUGGUGGUGCUGUCCCUGCUGGUGCUGGGCUGUGUGCUGUACUUCAAGUCCAAGAGAGACGCAGUGCUACUCUAUAAUGGCAUGGAGGGGAGAGCGACCAAUGGGACGCGAGGUAGCGUGGCCUCAUUUCCUGCUGCCAUCAGCAACAGGAGCAGCUACAGUGUCUCACCACAGUAUAAAGACGCUCCGCAGUGGGAAUUCAAUUUUUGACCAGUGUAGAGGACGAAACUAAAAACGAAUCAAGUUGACAAACACUUUUCCUCUUCAUUUUUCUUUUUUCUUUUUUUUUUUUGGACUCUCCGCAACGCCGACAAGUUUCCUCAAGGAAACGGAGGGACGUGUUGAUGUCCGGAUACAAACCUGGACCCGCUGCUCCCUCUCCCCUCCUCCACUGUAGAACCUAAACACCUGCUGUCGUUGACUCUGUUCCUUCAUUUUUUAUUCCCACCCCCUCUUCGUCUGUCCGGUGUUCUCUGAAUGUGUAGAUUGAGACAUAUUUGUAUAUACAGUCUGUUGGUGUGAUAGGAAAUGUUUGUAUAUAUUUUUGGUUGAUCCACUGACUCCUUGGAAAGGACACUUGAAGAAUAAAAUGAUGGUUUUAUUUAGUAGUCUGUCAGCCCUGUUUGUUCUGCUCUGGCCGAUGCCGAGGUGUCGAACUAAAAAUAAAAACCAACAUAUACACAGAUUUAGGUGUUUGUAAAU
Cynoglossus semilaevis (tongue sole) is the source of this 3279-nucleotide messenger RNA. RefSeq names its product platelet and endothelial cell adhesion molecule 1b (gene pecam1b). The transcript is spliced from 10 exons. Gene Ontology annotation, cellular component: external side of plasma membrane. Gene Ontology annotation, molecular function: transmembrane signaling receptor activity. Gene Ontology annotation, biological process: cell surface receptor signaling pathway; immune response. NCBI's taxonomy places the organism in Eukaryota, Metazoa, Chordata, Actinopteri, Pleuronectiformes, Cynoglossidae. The coding region runs from base 763 to 2787 and encodes 674 amino acids. The record is from RefSeq and is a predicted model, not a curated record.